Triticum dicoccoides is the source of this 827-nucleotide messenger RNA. Its product is annotated as sulfite exporter TauE/SafE family protein 3-like. The annotation marks the transcript as partial. The record is from RefSeq and is a predicted model, not a curated record. Gene Ontology annotation, cellular component: membrane; Cul4A-RING E3 ubiquitin ligase complex. Lineage: Eukaryota; Viridiplantae; Streptophyta; Magnoliopsida; Poales; Poaceae. The transcript is spliced from 7 exons. Gene Ontology annotation, biological process: protein ubiquitination.
UUUGGGAUUUCCAGGAGGGGCGUGAAAUGGGAAGGAAAUGGCACGCGGUCGCGGUACUUACCAUAACGUACAUUGUGGCCACCACAGCCGUUGGCGCUACUGACACAGGCCUCUCCAUCUCCGGCACCGUUGCAGCAGCGCCGGACGAAGCGAGCUCCCUGCAAAAGCUGGCCAGCUUGGACGGAACCACCCAUCAACACGUCUGGCCGCCCUUGAAUGCUGGAUGGCGAACUGCGCUGGGGUCAGUCAUUGGAUUCUUCGCGGCAGCGCUUGGCAGCAUUGGCGGGCUAGGUGGAGGUGGGAUCUUCAUGCCGAUGCUGACGUUGAUUGUUGGUUUUGAUACCAAGUCGGCAACUCCGAUGUCAAAAUGUAUGAUCACGGGAGCUGCUGUUUCAACCGUGUACUGCAACCUCAAGCUGAAACACCCAACUUUCAACAUGCCAAUGAUAGACUAUGAUCUAGCCCUGCUCAUACAACCGAUGCUCAUGAUGGGGGUCAGCAUUGGGGUUAUUUGCAAUGUGAUAUUCCCCGACUGGCUUGUCACGGUUCUCUUCAUCAUCCUUUCUCUAGUUACUUCAACUAAAGCUUUUAUGAAGGGUGUUCAAACAUGGAAGAAAGAAGCACUACUAAUAAGGGAGGCGGCAGCGAAAAAAUCAAAGCAAUCCAGUGAUGGAAUUGAGUAUACACCGCCUACCGGAUCCGAUGACAUAGUAGAGACAAGACCCCCCACAGAUGAAGCGGUAUCCAUUUGGAAGAACAUUUACUGGAAGGAGUUUGGACUCCUUAUCUUUGUUUGGGCAGCAAUCCUUACACUUCAAGUCGCCAUG